Molecule: messenger RNA, 1878 nt
Organism: Zalophus californianus (California sea lion)
Lineage: Eukaryota; Metazoa; Chordata; Mammalia; Carnivora; Otariidae
Gene: CD177
Product: CD177 molecule
Exons: 9
Coding region: 225-1631 (468 amino acids)
Biological process (GO): cell-cell junction maintenance; leukocyte cell-cell adhesion; regulation of integrin-mediated signaling pathway
Cellular component (GO): plasma membrane; plasma membrane raft
Source: RefSeq, a predicted model, not a curated record
CACCUGUUCAUUUUGUGACUGAAGAUCUGUACCCACUGCUCUGUGUUCCUCCCCGUCUGCCCCACUGCCCCCACAGUUCUUUCCGUUUUUUACAUGUCGCUAUUUUAGAUACACAUAUAAGAGGAAUCAUAGGGUAUUUGUCUUUCUGUGACUUGUUCAUUUCACUUCGCAGAAGGUCCAGAAUUACCUUCUUUUCUAAGAUAGAAUAACAUUCUGUUAUGUAGAUGCCACACGUUCUUUCUCCAUUCCUCUCUGUGGACAUGUGGGCGCUUGACUCUGGAGAACAACACUGCAAUGGACGGGGAUGUGCAAGUAUCCUUCGUAACAUUGCUUCCAAUUCUUAUGGAUGUACAAUCAGGAGUGAGAUUGCUCCAUCACGUGGAGUGCAGGCCCUGAUCUGUCAAAGGGGGACAGAUAAUUCUCUGAGGAAUGUAUCGGAACUGCCCCUUGAGUGGACGACUGGCCUGGAGGAAUGUGAGGAUGGCUGGGGUUGCCAAGACACGCUGAUCCUCAUUGAGAACGGACCCCAAGUGUACGUGGUGAUCAACAAGGGAUGCACCCCUGUGGCAGAUCAGGAUGUCCUCAUCAGGGAGCACAGUGCAGGCCCUGGCCUCACUGUCCUCUCUUACACCCGUGUGUGCCGGGAGAAGGACAAAUGCAACAGCAUGUCCACCAGCCUCCCGCUCUGGACCCUGCCCUCCACUGCAGGCCCGAGCUCCCUGAGGUGUCCAGUCUGCUUGUCUACAGAAGACUGCAAGUCUGCCACAGAACUGACCUGCCCAGCCGGAAGCACGCAUUGCUACCGCGGAGCAAUCAGGCUCAGGGAAGGGGAUAGCUUCAGCAUUCUGAGAGUCCAAGGAUGCACGUCCCAAGCAGGCUGCAACCUGCUCAACGGGAUUCAGAAAAUCGGGCCCAUCGAAAUGAGGGAGGACUGCAGCCCUGGUGCUUUUCUGACCUGUCAACGGGGGCUCACGUUGUACAGCAAUCAAAACCUGUCUCAGACGCCCCUCAGGUGGACCACAGGUCGCUACGAGCUUUGUAGUGUUGGGGAGGUGUGUCAGGAGACACUUCUGCUCGUCGAUGUAGGACACAAAUCAAUCAUAGUAGGAAGCAAAGGCUGCAGCAAGGGCAGGACGCAGGAUGCCCCUAGGAUCACCGUACACUCGGGGCCCCCUGGAGUGCUGGUGGCCUCCUAUGCCCAUUUCUGCUCCUCCAACAGGUGCAACGGGGCCAGCAAUACCAACGUCCUGUUGAACUCUCUCCCUCGUCCAGCUGCCCCUGCCCCGGGAAAUCUGCAAUGUCCCAUCUGUGUGAACAUCUUUGGAUCCUGCCCAGAAAACCCAAAAACUAUUAUAUGCCCCAAUGGCACCACUCAUUGUUACAGUGGUUACAUUAAGAUCCAGGGAGGUGGGAUACACUCUGAAUUGAACAUUCAGGGCUGCGUGACCCAAGCUUCCAGCUCCUUGUUGAACGAUGCCCGGAAAAUUGGGGUCUUCUCUGUGAUUGAGACCUCUGAGGAAGAGCUGGAGGACCUUAUUCUCCAAGCUGGAGCGGCCCCCGUGCCCUUACUGGCUUGGGUGGUGGGGCUUGGACUAUCCCUAGCUGUCUGGUGUGGGAUGCCUCUCUGCUGACCCCAUUUCCCUAUGAUUCUUAGCUCCUUGCUGACCCCCUAAACCAACCUUCCUUCUGACCUCAUAACCAAGCAGCCUUGGAUGCUGAAUUAUUUCCUUGCCCUCUCCAUGAAUCAUCAUCCCUCAGCACACCCACAUACUUCAUGGCCUGAUAACAACAUAUAGAAGCAGCUGGGAAAAGCUGAACUUGACCUCUGGGAGAGGUCAAGAGUGGCCACAUGUGUCUGAUAAUAAAGACAUUGUCCUU